AUGGCGUCCGAAAACUCUACUGCGACUGCGACUUCGACUUCGCACUCAACAGACUCGGCGAAGAAUUGCGGCAAACUGAAGGAGAAAGGCAUCGAGGAGGCGGUUUCGAAGCUUCUCGAAGGCUACGACUGGACGAUGCUUCCCAUGACCCAGAAGUCGUCGCUGAAGCACCGCGCCCACAUCAAGCGGCCCAUGAACGCCUUCAUGGUGUGGGCGCAGGCGGCUCGACGGCGCCUGGCCGACCAGUACCCGCAGCUGCACAACGCAGAACUCUCCAAGACGCUCGGCAAAGUGUGGAGAGUCCUGAGCGACGAGGAGAAGCUUCCGUUCAUUGAGGAAGCGGAGAGAUUACGAGCCCAGCACAAGAAAGAUCACCCAGACUAUAAGUAUCAGCCCAGACGUCGGAAACCUCCCAAAAGCCUGUCGAGCCUGAUGGAGGCUGACCCAGGAGCAGGACCUUUGCCGUACCGUGUCCAAGGGGGUCUCAUGGCUGGUAGUGGGGGUUACUGCCCUGGGGUUGGCAUGGGCAUGACUCUGCCCCCCUCCCAUGCCGCUCCACCCACACCGCCUAAAACACCUCAACAGCAUAACAUAAGGUCCGGCUCGUCUGCCAUCGCCCCCGGGAUGGCCGAAGGGAACGCCAGAAGCGACUGUAGCUUCAGCAAAUCGGCCGCUUCUUCCAUGUACGGCAGAGACCAUCACGGGAGCCACACGCAUGCGCACUUCGCUGGUCUCGACGCUUCGAAGGCUCAGCUCUUUGGCCAAAGUAAUAGCAGUACCAGUGCCAGUGGCAGCCAGUACAUGAAUGACUCAAAUCCCGGAGCUAAAAUGGAGGCCGCGAUGGCUCUCCAAGCUGCAAGAAACAACUUCUCUUCAGCAGCCUCGUCUUCGUCUUCUUUCUCUCCGUCCAGUUCCUCGUCCGGUUCCUCGUCCUCCACUUCGUCAGCAGCUUUCUUCCGAGACGACACCACAGCCAACAUGGCGGCUAACCUCAUGAGGCCCGCCUUCGGGCAGGAUCUAUUCCAGGGCCACAUGUUUGCAGGAUCAGCUCAUGCCCAGGGUGCCAUGAAUCUGCAGGGUGCUCAGUCUUUCUAUCACUACGGUGCCCAAGGUCUUCACCCAUACUAUAUGACACCAAGAUAACCAGUUUUUCCAUAAUGGCACUUGAGCUUAGGUUGAGUGAGGCAUAUAAUGCUGCAUUUGCACCAUUUCUCUGAGAUUCACCUGCCAAUAUUUUCUAAUGUAUGAUAUCUCCAGCUGUUGGAUAUCCCGGCUAAAAUCCUUAAACCCAAGAAAACAUUUAGUAUAAGAGGAUACUGCCAGGAAGAUAUCCUAAUACUUUCUAUUUCAAGAACUGGUAACAUAAUUUUCAAGGCCAGGGAAAAUAUUAGAAAAAAAUCAACUGUAAUAGCAUAUCCAAGGAACUGGUGAAUCAACAUUCGUCAUAGAUAGUUCUGAACACGAGUUCUGAGCUGUAAAUUGAGCAUAGAUUGAAUCUCAGACCAGUGAAACUUAUGGUAAAAAGGCUUAAUACUGCAUAUGCUGUACAAGUUCCAUAGACAUAUAUUGCAUUUUUUGAUAAUGUGUUAGUCCUGUGGCACAAGUUUAAUAUACAGUAAACCAAAUGACCACAUGGCAGUCAUUGCUGAGCCAGAGAGGUUCAACAUAGAUUUGGUUAACGGAGAAAAAGCAGCCAUUGGCGAAGCUAUCUGACUAAUUAGUCAGUUAAUAGACUGUCAAAGUCAAUGAAGCUGUGCUUAAGUUUCACAACAAGAGGCAAAACAAUAUAUCUUGCUGAUAUAUUCUCAAGGGUGAGGUAUUUCUUAUUUGUGAUUUUUUAUUAUUAUUUAUAUGCUUUGUAGCCACAAUAUAUGGCUGAUGUUAUUUCUUGUGGUUGUGGUGUCCAUUUCAUAUGAAGAAAUCAUUUAUUCACAAGAUGUGUGUUUACAAAAAAUAUAGACAUAAAAAUAAUUAUGUAUAUACAAGCAAAAACCAGACAUGAUAAUAAUUAUGUAUAUAGGCAGAUUUUUACUUUAAUUGUUGUCAAUGUGAAAAGUGAAUUUUGUGGAAAAAAUAUGAUAUGAUAAAAUUAGUUAUAAAUAAUUAAUAUUUAUUAUUGCACUUUUGGGAUGAUCACUUACAAUGAGGUAACCUUUGUAAAUGUAUUCAAAUACAUACAUUUUAUUAAUAUAAUUUUAUAAGUUUUUUACAUCAAAUGUGUAACCUAUUUAAAUAGUUUCAUUAAGACCAUUGUUAAAACUACUAAGCCCAACUAUAAUUUCUUUUAAUAGUGUGUAUAAAAGCUAAUCUCUAACUACAUAUAAUUAAUCCUUUUAUCUAUGGGUUAAUAAAUCAAAAUUAAAAAAAAAAAAUCAUUUAUUAGUAAUACAGAAGCAAUACCUUUAAGAAGGAAAAGUCAAAAUGGAAGAUUUCAUUAUUUGUAAUCUGGUCUGAAAACAUUUGGCCUCCUGACAGAGUUUAAGAACACUCUACAUUAUCAAAUACCUUGACAAUUUACCCACUGCCAUCAACACACGUACUGCCUACUGUAGUUUUGUUUUGAGAAUUUCAUUUACACACAGAUGGCUACACAAGCACUUCAGCACUAAGAAGUCAAUUUACAGGCUUAACUAAGCUCACCUGUAUUUUGGAAAAAGUUUUUUUUUUUUUUCUUUCAAAUAUUAAUAUUAUCAUUUGUAGUAGUAGUACUGACAUAAUGAAUAUACUCAUGUUAUUAACAGUACUAAAAGCAAUGAAAAUAAGUAAGCUCACCUGUAUUCAUGGGAAAAAGUUUUUUGUUGUUUUUUCUUCAGAUAUUAUUAUUAUUAUAUGUAGUAGUAGUAGUAGUAGUAGUAUUGAGAUAUUUAUUAUACUCGUGUUAUUAACAGUACUAAAAGCAAUAAAAAUAAAAUCAAAGUUUUCCAUAAAUCAAGGAACAGGUGAGAUCAGGUAGGGCUAGUCCUUGGUGAUUAACCAUUUGUGGAGCCAUCUAUUUGUAUACAACAUUCAUAAACUAAAAUCACAGUAGACAUGAUAAGCAUGUACAUGCCAUCCUGGCAUCAAUGGGUUAAUGUGAACACAA
Messenger RNA from Penaeus indicus, 3082 nucleotides. RefSeq names its product transcription factor SOX-8-like. The coding region runs from base 1 to 1143 and encodes 380 amino acids. The record is from RefSeq and is a predicted model, not a curated record. The transcript is spliced from 8 exons. Gene Ontology annotation, molecular function: RNA polymerase II cis-regulatory region sequence-specific DNA binding; DNA-binding transcription factor activity, RNA polymerase II-specific. Gene Ontology annotation, biological process: negative regulation of transcription by RNA polymerase II; morphogenesis of an epithelium. Lineage: Eukaryota; Metazoa; Arthropoda; Malacostraca; Decapoda; Penaeidae. Gene Ontology annotation, cellular component: nucleus.